AUGCGUGUGGUGGUAGUGGUGCUGGUGUUGUCACUGGCGGCUGUGACUUUCUCCAAGGUCAAGGAUGAAACAUCAAGUAGGAGGGUGACCAAGACGAUGGCUGAGGAGGUCGUGGUGAAGGAAGGAAGUGGUGGCGGAGACGAUAAUAAAUCUUGGAGAAAGGAAGGAAAAACACUUGGGCCAAAGAAUGCAAAAGGGGAAAGGAAAUUAAAGAAAAAUCAAAAGCAGAUAAAGAAAGAAGAGAAGAAUGUAAAGAGAAAAAAUAAAAGAAGCGAAAUUAAUAAACCAAGUAAAGGCGAACAAUCAGAGAAACGGAAGAGAAGAGUGACGAAACUCGACACACCCAAAAAAUCCAAUAAAACAGAGACAGCAAAGAACCCGAGGAAGACAAAGUUGCUGAAAAACCCAAAGAAUAUAAGAAAUCCAGGAAAUAAAAAGAAAUUAGAAACCCGAAAUGGAGAAAUACCACAUAAAAAUAAACCAGGAAAGAAGACAAAUAAAACAAGAAAGGUACAUAAUAUAAAGAAAACGAGAAAAGAAGAGAAGUCAAAGAAAACGGGAAAAGUAAAAAAGACAAAGAAACCAGUAAAAGAAAAGCUGCAAAAUGAAUCAAGAAAGUCGAAUACAUCAAUAGAAACAUUAAAAAAGACGAAGGGGAAACGGAAAUCAAAGACUAAGAAUAAAAAAAACAGGAAACAAAAUGAAGACAACACCGUGUCAGAUUCUCAAACAUCAGAGAAAAAUAUAAAGACACAAAAGAAAUUUAAGGAAUCUCGCAAAAUUAUCCAACCUAAAAACAAAGUGGAGAAGCUACAUAAACAAAGGCCGAAAAAUUCUAAGUUAACCUUCAGCUGUCCUCAGUUCAACCUCAAUACUAAGGGCUGCAAGAGGGAGAAGUUAAUCGUGAAUUACAGAAGUAAGAGCAAGAAGAAGUAA
Molecule: messenger RNA, 936 nt
Organism: Homarus americanus (American lobster)
Lineage: Eukaryota; Metazoa; Arthropoda; Malacostraca; Decapoda; Nephropidae
Product: protein pxr-1-like
Exons: 3
Coding region: 1-936 (311 amino acids)
Source: RefSeq, a predicted model, not a curated record